Linepithema humile (Argentine ant) is the source of this 2340-nucleotide messenger RNA. RefSeq names its product mediator of RNA polymerase II transcription subunit 15 (gene MED15). Lineage: Eukaryota; Metazoa; Arthropoda; Insecta; Hymenoptera; Formicidae. The record is from RefSeq and is a predicted model, not a curated record. Gene Ontology annotation, biological process: regulation of DNA-templated transcription. Gene Ontology annotation, molecular function: transcription coregulator activity.
ACAAUUACAAAUUCUAUGUAUAAUCCUGUAUCUUAUAUUACCGUUGACCGUGCCGAGCGAAGGCGCGCGCCCCGCCGCGCGCUCGUAUACCUGCGCGCAAGAAAUGGGCUGUGGGCUCUUUAGAACUUCAAAUUUCUGUAACUUUGGGAAUAUAUUUUCUACAUGGAUCACUACUGGUUAAAGCGAAAACAAUUUUUCGAUUUUUUUAACCGGUUACACCAGGCUCUUCCUUUGAGCUCCUUCUAUCAAUCAACAAUCUUAUACUGAAAGGAUGAGCUUGAUAUAACUGCGAUAAGAUAUAGUUCUGUGUCCUUUGUAACAGUAAAUAUUAUGAUAACCUUGUGGAAAGUGUAAGCUGAGAUGUGUUUUGAAAUAUCACUAGGCAGCUAAGUAUAGUAGGUAUUAAGUAGUUGAGCAACUAUCAGUGAAGAAGCAUUUGUGAUCUUGUUCAUUCUGUUGAAAUUAAUACAUUUCAUUGUACAACGUUCAGCAAAUUAACAUGGACCAAUUAAAUAAUCCCUACUAUACACAAUAUGUGCAUGAGCCGGAAAAUGAGCCGGGUGAUUCGAAUUAUAGAGAAACACGUGGUCCAUUAUUGGAAAAUAAAGUCGCACAUUAUAAUGAUUAUCAGUAUAUCCAACAGAGAAAUAAAGAGGAAUUAAUACAUAAAAGUUGGAUAGAUCAGAUCGAGCAAAUACAGCAGGGUGAUUUGGAAGAGAAUGUUCAGGAAAAAAUGGAAAAAGUUUUGCAAAGCUUAAAUCAACGACCUGGACAACCAAUGAAUAUGCCUGGUAUGCAGAAUAAAAUGCCAGGUAUGGGUAUGAUGCCGGCUCAAACUGGCGGUCCGAUGAGCCACAUGGGUCCGAUUCAAACUAUGCAGAACAAUCCUAUGUUGACUCAAAUGAACCAAAUGGGACAAGGAAAUAUUCCUCAACAAAUGAAUCAAAUGGUACCUGGGCAAAUGAGUCAACUAGCUACUGGACAGAUGCAACAAAAUAUGCAGUCUCAGAUGCAGAAUCAACUGUCAGGUCAAAUGAAUAACCAGAUCACAGGCCCAAUAGGCAAUAUACAGACCAGCAUGCCGCAACAAAUGAAUCAAAUUGGUCCUGGACAAUUGGGUCCUGGUCAGAUACAACAGCAGUUAAAUCACAUUCAAAGAAAACCAGGUGAAAUGAUGAACGCAGGAUUUCCAGGUCCACGAAACGUUACGCCUAAUCAAUUUUUAAGACAAAGUCCGUCGCCUUCGGCUCCGAGUCCAGCUGGAUUAGGAGCACCAUCCAGCAAUCAGAUGGUAGCCUCGCCUGCUCUAGUGCCAUCACCAAGCCCUCAACAUGCAAUAAUGACGGGACCUGCUCGUUCCGUAAAUUCCAUAGGUAUGGCACCAUCUCCAAGCAGUUCGUUAAACACUCCUGGAGGUAUAGGUGCUACGCCGAGUCCUCAGCAAGAGGAUCAGGCUUAUAGAGACAAAGUGAGACAACUGAGUAAAUACAUAGAGCCGUUACGAAGAAUGAUCGCUAAGAUGGGCAGUGAAGGAAAUGUUGAUAAGCUGAGCAAGAUGAAAAAGCUCUUGGAAAUUUUAUCGAAUCCUAGUAAACGUAUGCCAUUGGACACGUUACUGAAAUGCGAAGUUGUCUUGGAAAAAUUGGAUUUCAAAAGAGCGGAUGGCAGUGUGGGACCACCGCCAACGACAUUGAAAGAGCACCAAAUCUUUAGUCCGCUAUUGGAGGCUGUAAAUACGCAUCUUCAAAGCCCGGUAAUCAAUCAUACAUUGCAGCGUACUUUUGGAGCGUACCUGGAUGCUUUAUUUGGACCAGAAAUAAAAAAUUUGCCUCCAUCAUUGAAGAAGCAAAAGAUAGAAGAACCACCCAGUGAAAUACCAGAUGUUUUACAAGGAGAAAUAGCUAGACUGGACCAACGAUUUAAGGUCAGUCUGGAUCCAGCGCAGCAAAGUGGAUCCAAGUGCAUACAAUUAAUAUGUUGGCUCGACGACCGUCAUCUUCCAUGCGUUCCACCGAUCUCAGUUACUGUUCCUGCGGACUAUCCUUCAACUCCGCCUCGCUGCGUUAUGGCGCCACACGAAUACGAAGCAACAACAUUUUUGUGUGCUGUACAGAAAGCUUUGAAUGCUCGUAUCGCAAAGUUACCACGUCGGUUUUCACUCUCCCAGUUGCUGGAUACGUGGGAGAUGAGCGUUCGACAAGCUAGUGCACCAAGGGAAACAUCUGUCACUGCCAGUACGGUACUCAUGGGUUUAUAGUAUAUCUUUGUAUCAAUUUCUUUAUGUCUGUAUACUUCUUCAAAUUUUAUGAAGCUUAAUUAAACUGGCAGAACAUACAUUUA